UUUCCACUCAUCUUCAACCUCGUCUACCAACUAAUCCGUUCACUCCUCUUCGGCCCUACAAAUUUCUUCGUUACCUACUUAUGCGUUCCAGCUAUGCGUCGAUCAAUAGCGGAGGCAUUUCUCGUCAACAACGCUGCAGAAGCAGAAGGAAUGCCAGGCGGAUAUCCGGGUUGAGGAUGGAGAAGAUGGACGUGGACGGGGAGGAGCGGCGCAAGGAGAAGAAAAAGCACAAAAAGAGCAAAAAAUCCUCGCGCACCGCGCCCGAGGCGGACGCCGCGCACGACUCCGGCGACGAGGCAGCGCGGCGCGAGCGCAAGAAGGAACGGAAGCGCAGUAAGCGGCGCCAGCGGGACUCCGGGGAGCAGGGGGCGGAGGAGGGGGAAGUGCGGCACUCGCCGUCGUGGACCGCCACCGGGGCGACGCUGCCUUCGCCCGCGGAGGAACUCACCUCCGUCGCCGCGCUCAUCAACAGCCAGCCCUCGCCCAGGAAGCCCAACGAGCAGCCUGAAGUGGAAAAGGAGCCCGGGGAAGUGGAGAGUUCCGGCGGGGGCGGCGCGGCGGAAGAGCUGUCCAUCGAAGAGACCAACAAACUGCGCGCGGCACUGGGCUUGAAGCCGCUGCAGGUGUCCGGGAGUAAACCGGCGGAAACGGCCACCAAAAAAGAAGACGUCCACGCUCCGGCCGGCAAUAUCGCCCACGACCGCCAGGCGCAGAAAAUCAAGGAACGCCUGGAGACGGUCAAGAAUAAACAUGCCGUGGAGAAAAAACUACGACAUGUCAAAGGCCUGGGCGAAGCCAGCGACGACGAGGAGACCGCGGAAUCCUGGGUGGAGCGGAAUCGGCGCAUUGUGGAGGCCCGACGACAGGCGGAACUGCAGGCGGAAAUGCAGCGUCGCGCCGAUGCCGAACAGCAGGAGGAGGACGAGGAGCCGACGAAUAAUCUUCCCUAUUAUUCUGCCCGGGAGCUGAAGGGUCUGAAGGUGGAGCACGAUCUGGACCGGUUCCAGGAAGGCAGCGAUAUCGUCCUCACGCUCAAGGAUGCCGGUGUGCUGGAGGACGGGAGUGAUGUGCUGGUGAGCACGGCGCUGACGGAGCAGGAGAAGCUGGAGCGCAAUCUGGAGAACAAGAAGAAGAAGGCCGCCUACAAUCCCUACGAGGACGCCGACGCGCUGCAGCGACCGGGAUUAUUAAAGAAGUACGACGAGGUCAUCGACGGCGACCGCAAGGGCCAGUUCACCCUGGAGACCGGCGGGACGGCCCCCGGGGCGGUGGACGCGGCGCGGAGGGAUCUGGCGGUCGGGACGCCCUUCCGACCGGAAAUGCUACAAACGCUGCUAACCAACGAGCGGACCCUCGCCCGCGACUUCUUCAACGAACAAGAAAUGGCGGGGAAAUUCAAAAAAGUCAAAAAAUCCUCGAAAAAUCGCCGCCAACAAUCCGUCAAAGACGAGCCCCUCCCCGUGAUGAAACCCGACCCGGGGACGGUCCCCGACGAAGAGGACGACGUGGAGCUGCAGCUGGCCCUCAGCCGCGCCCGCCGCCUGCGCCAGCAGCAGCAAUCCACCUCCGGCGAGGACCUCCUGGAGGCCCACCUGGCCGCCGCGAAGGAGACCGCCGCCCGCCCCCCGGAGGGGUGGUACGGCGGGGCGCAGCGGGUGUUCCUGGACGAGACCAGUGAGUUCUGUCGGCGGGUGGGCACGGAGUUGUCGGCGGUGCGCGCCGGGAAGGAGGAGCCCGGGGAGGGACCUCCGGAGUAUGGCGGAGGGUUUGCGGGGUUCGGGGAGGCCGGGGAGGAGGAGAUGGAGGUGGAGGAGGACGAGGGGGAGCGAGAACGGGGAGCGCCGGUGGAGCGGAAGGGCGGCUGGAGUGAGGUGCAGUUCGAGGCGGAGCCGGCGAAUCUCGGGAGCGAUCAGGAGGAAGAGGAGGAGCGCCGGAAAAAGCGCCGCAGCCGGCCCAACAGCAGCCGCUCGAAUCUGACGCGAUCGAUUCUGGACGAUGAGCCGACGGCCGGGCGGGGCAUCGGGACGACGCUGGAGUUGGCCAUGAAGAAGGGUCUGAUUGAGGACGUGGCCGAGGCGAAGAAGGCCGCCGCGCUGAAGAGUCUGCGCGGCAAGAAGAAGUCCUCCGUCCCGCAGCAGCAGUACACCGUCGAGGAUAAGAAUUUUGAGGACGAUAAGCGGACGCGGCACAACGAGCGCUACGCCGGGCCGCUGGUGAACUUCAAGGACAAGGCGGAGUAUAUUCCCUCCUUUAAGCUGGAGUACCACGACUCGGCCGGCCGCCAGCUGGACGCCAAGGCCGCCUUCCGCGAUCUCUCCCAUAAAUUCCACGGCAAGGCCUCCGGCAAGAUGAAGACCGAGAAGCGCGCCAAAAAAUUCCAGGAAGACAAGUUGUUGCAAGAAAUGUCCUCGGUGGACACGCCGCUGGGCACGGUGGCGAAGAUGAAGCGCAAGCAGGAGGAACAGCAGACACCCUAUUUAAUCCUGUCCGGCGCCCACCAGACCAAAGCCCAGCAUCUCCAUCCGACGCCGCUCUCCAAAAAAUCCUAACCGCCGAAAUUAAUUCUUCCCCAUUUAUUGCACGAUUUUUUUCUUAUUUUUUCUGUCAUAUUUACAAUUUUUUGCAGUGUGAAUUUAAAUUAAAUCUUAAUAAACGCGAGUGCAGGUAUUUUUUAUCAUGUUAAUCAGCGUCUUUCUCAAGCAACAAAUAACUGGCGAAUUAAUAAAAAAAAAACACACGCGUGGA
Messenger RNA from Paramacrobiotus metropolitanus, 2745 nucleotides. Its product is annotated as U4/U6.U5 tri-snRNP-associated protein 1-like. Gene Ontology annotation, cellular component: U4/U6 x U5 tri-snRNP complex. NCBI's taxonomy places the organism in Eukaryota, Metazoa, Tardigrada, Eutardigrada, Parachela, Macrobiotidae. Gene Ontology annotation, biological process: maturation of 5S rRNA; mRNA cis splicing, via spliceosome. Bases 81 to 2549 code for a protein of 822 amino acids. The transcript is spliced from 13 exons. The record is from RefSeq and is a predicted model, not a curated record.